AUGGCACCAAUCUUCGAAUCUAACUUCUCCAUUCGCAAUAUUAUCGGAGAUAACGCAAAUAUUCAACAAAAUAGGCAUGGCUUGAAUAACGCUCCGCUAACACCACCACGUUCCGAUGGAUCAGCUUCCCCAGACAGCUAUGGAUCAGAGGACAGUGAGGAAAGGCCGGGCUUCACAUUCAGUGCGAUGGUGGCCAUGGCAAUCCGCAAUAGUCCAGAGAAACGUCUACCAUUGAGUGCAAUACAGGACUGGAUUUCGCGCCAUUUCCCAUACUUUCGAAAAGAACAACACGGCUGGCAGGGUCAGGUGCGUCACACCCUAAGUACCAACUCAUGCUUCGUUAAAGUGCCACGUCCAUUAGAUGACCCCGGUCGUGGAAAUUAUUGGGCCAUAAAUCCAGCUAUUGACGAUGUUAAUGUGAACUCAUCAACCGGGCGACUCGUAUUCAAUUCCAAUGUGGCCCAUUUCACCGGUAAUACAUAUGGACAUCCACUGAACCAAGUCAUUACCCAUGGCGUUCCCAUGAAUCAUCCGCAAGCGCCCAACGCAGUUUACUUUCCCAGUCCGGAGGAACUUGAAAGAGCGCAACAGGCGAUGAUGUUGCAGGCCCUGCAGGAACAACAAAUGUGCUUCCUCCAUCAUCAGCAACAACAACAACUCAUACAACAGGAAUUGAUUGAGAUGCAGCAGCAACAAUUCCAACAACAAUACAUCCAACUGCAACAAAAGAUGCUAUUCCAUCAACAACAAUGCGAAUUUAUGUUGGCCAAACAGUUGCCGAUGUAG
Molecule: messenger RNA, 786 nt
Organism: Rhagoletis pomonella (apple maggot)
Lineage: Eukaryota; Metazoa; Arthropoda; Insecta; Diptera; Tephritidae
Product: fork head domain transcription factor slp1-like
Exons: 1
Coding region: 1-786 (261 amino acids)
Biological process (GO): regulation of transcription by RNA polymerase II
Cellular component (GO): nucleus
Molecular function (GO): sequence-specific double-stranded DNA binding; DNA-binding transcription factor activity
Source: RefSeq, a predicted model, not a curated record